Fukomys damarensis (Damara mole-rat) is the source of this 1555-nucleotide messenger RNA. Its product is annotated as cytochrome P450 2G1. The transcript is spliced from 9 exons. NCBI's taxonomy places the organism in Eukaryota, Metazoa, Chordata, Mammalia, Rodentia, Bathyergidae. Gene Ontology annotation, molecular function: heme binding; oxidoreductase activity, acting on paired donors, with incorporation or reduction of molecular oxygen, reduced flavin or flavoprotein as one donor, and incorporation of one atom of oxygen; iron ion binding. Bases 1 to 1485 code for a protein of 494 amino acids. Gene Ontology annotation, cellular component: cytoplasm; intracellular membrane-bounded organelle. Gene Ontology annotation, biological process: xenobiotic metabolic process. The record is from RefSeq and is a predicted model, not a curated record.
AUGGAGCUGGGAGGGGCCUUCACCAUUUUUCUGGCACUCUGCUUGUCUUGUCUGAUCAUCCUCAUUGCCUGGAAAAGAAUUGACAGGGGAGGAAAGCUUCCCCCAGGUCCUACACCAAUUCCCUUCCUAGGAAACCUGCUGCAAGUCCGAACUGAAGGAACUUUUCAGUCUCUAAUGAAGCUCCAUGAGAAAUAUGGCCCAGUGUUCACAGUGUACAUGGGUCCCCGGCCAGUAGUUGUUUUAUGUGGACAUGAGGCAGUGAAGGAGGCCCUGGUAGACCAAGCAGAUGAUUUCAGUGGACGUGGAGAAAUAGCUUCAAUAGAGCGAAACUUCCAAGGUUAUGGUGUAGCUCUGGCCAAUGGAGACCGAUGGAGGAUUCUUCGACGUUUUUCCCUGAGUAUCCUUCGGGACUUUGGGAUGGGAAAGAGAAGCAUUGAGGAGCGAAUCCAGGAGGAGGCUGGCUACCUACUGAAGGAAUUUCGGAAGACCAAAGGUGCCCCAAUUGAACCUACCUUCUUCCUGAGCCGCACUGUCUCCAACGUCAUCAGUUCUGUUGUCUUCGGAAGCCGAUUUGACUAUGAAGACAAGCAGUUCCUGAACCUGCUGCAGUUGAUCAAUGAGAGUUUCAUUGAGAUGAGCAUCCCUUGGGCACAGCUAUAUGACAUGUACUCGGUAGUCAUGCAAUAUUUCCCAGGAAGGCACAAUCGCAUCUACUACUUGAUAGAGAAACUGAAGGACUUCAUUGCAUCCAGGGUCAAGAUUAAUGAAGCAUCUCUGGAUCCCCAAAACCCUCGGGACUUCAUUGACUGCUUCCUCAUCAAGAUGCACCAGGAAAAAAAUAAUCCCCACACAGAAUUCAACAUCAAGAACUUGGUCCUCACCACUCUCAACCUCUUCUUUGCUGGCACAGAAACCGUGAGCUCUACACUACGUUAUGGAUUCCUGCUGCUAAUGAAGUAUCCUGAGGUGGAAACUAAGAUCUAUGAAGAGAUUAACCAGGUGAUUGGACCACACCGGAUCCCAAGUGUGGAUGACCGAUCUAAGAUGCCCUACACAGAUGCUGUUAUCCAUGAGAUACAGAGAUUGACUGACAUUGUGCCCAUGGGUGUCCCCCAUAUCGUCAUCCGGGACACUCAGUUCCGAGGGUACUGUCUCCCCAAGGGCACAGAUGUGUAUCCCUUGCUUGGUUCAGUCCUCCGUGACCCAAAAUACUUCCGCUACCCAGAUGCCUUCUAUCCCCAACAUUUCCUGGAUGAGCAAGGACGCUUCAAGAAGAACGAAGCUUUUGUUGCCUUUUCCUCUGGAAAGCGUGUCUGUCUGGGGGAAAGCAUGGCCCGUAUGGAACUCUUCCUCUACUUCACCUCCAUCCUUCAGAACUUCUCCUUACAUUCUCUGGUGCCACCUGCUGACAUUGAUGUCACUCCUCGGAUCUCUGGCUUUGGCAACAUCCCUCCAAUUUAUAAGCUCUGCUUGAAGGCCCGCUGAGUACUCCUCAUUAUUGGUCAAAGUCCCACUACAAAACUAAGCUGUUCUCCCCCACCUCACCUCCUCCUAA